UGUACGAGUGACAGAGAAAACCCCCUGCUCGAUGUACAAACGUUUUUUGGUGACUCACUGACAAACAGUAUUUCUCCUGCAUUUGAUCGACCUGAUGGUUUAUCAGAGACGUGAGGAGCAGCUAUGAGUCUACCAGCAGCAGCGAGAGGAUUUGUCGUCUUCCUUCUCGUUGUACAAGUGGUUCAGGGUCUGGAUGACUGGGGAGUGACUUACUCUUCUACUGAGAUCUGUGCCGUGAAAGGAUCAACAGUGGAGAUAAGAUGCAGCUACACAUACCCAUCGACAUGGAGAGGCAGUGUUAACACAGUGGAGAAAACAUUGUGGUUCACUAAAUGGAAAGGUGGUAAACCUGUAGAUUUGACCACAGAGUCAGAGUAUUCAGGUCGUGUAGAGGAUCUCUGUGAAAACAACAUCUGCACUCUGAGAAUCAGAAAACUGAGAGAGAGCGACUCAGCUCAGUACAAGUUCAGGAUCAUAACAAACCAAGCCGUUUAUGCUAGUGAACCAGUCACUCUGUCUGUCACAGGUCUCCAGGUGAAGGUGAGCAACAUAUAUCGCUACACAGGCUAUAUAUGGGCAAACCUGGAGUGUCUGAGCAGUUGUCCUCCAACUUCUCGUCCUUCCUACAUCUGGUACAAGAAUGGACUGAAAUCGCCAAAACAAGGAGAUUCUUUUAAUGACUAUUUCUAUCCUAAAGAAAGCUAUGCCUGUGCUGUUAAAGGAUAUGAGAAUUCCCCCUCUCCUUCAGUGUGUGUUAAUGGUCAAGACUGCAAUACAGUGGCUUACAGUGAAAGAAGCAUCUGUGCCCCCAAAGGAUCCUCAGUGGACAUUUCCUGCACGCACAGCAGUUAUGAAUAUAAUGUUCAAUCUAAAUUCUGGUUCAGUCCUGAGCGUAGUCAUCAGUGGAAGAAUCCCUCUCAACCUGAGGACCUUAGUGAAGACACCCAGUAUGCAGGUCAUGCUCAGAUCCUUGAAACAUGGAGAGGACGCUCCACUCUGAGGAUCUCUGACCUGAGAGACUCAGAUUCAGCUCAGUAUCUCUUCAAAUUCAAAACACAAAACUUUGAAUGGAGGAGUGAUUUACCUGGAACAACUCUGACUGUCACAGCUCUGCAGGUGCAGGUGAUCAGAGCAACAGUCCAGCAGUCUAAUACCUAUGCAGAGCUGAAGUGUCACAGCAGCUGCAGUCCAGCUGGUGUUUCCUACGUCUGGUUCAAGAACCGAGAGAAAAUCCCCAAAACAACGAGAUCUUCAUAUAAAGACUGGUUUCAACACAGAGACAUGAUCUCUUGUGCCCUGGAAGGUCAUGAAGUCUUCCCCUCUCCUGCAGUGUAUGCUCCGAGGCUCCCUUACUUGUCAAGACCAUCUGGUGAGAUAGAGGAGGGCAGUUCAGUGACUCUGACCUGUAGCAGUGAUGCUAACCCAGCAGCUAACUACACCUGGUACAAGAAGAAUGGAAAUCCUAACGUUCCUCUUCUCAGUGAACGACCACAGCUUGUCUUCAGAUCCAUCCAGGCCUCUGACUCUGGAGAGUAUUUCUGUACAGCUGAGAACAAGCUGGGGAGGACAUCUGCAAACAUCUCUAUUGAUGUGAAAUAUGCUCCGAGGAUUACUUCUUUGUCAAGACCCUCUGGUGAGAUAAAGGAGGGCAGUCCAGUGACUCUGACCUGUAGCAGUGAUGCUAACCCAGCAGCUAAAUACACCUGGUACAAGAGGAAUGGAAAUGCAAACGUUCCUCUUCUCAGUGAACGACCACAGCUUCUCUUCAGCUCCAUCCAGUCCUCUGACUCUGGACAGUAUUAUUGUACAGUUGAGAACAAGCUGGGGAGGAGGACAUCUCUAAACACCUUUAUUGAUGUGAAAUAUGCUCCAAAGCUUCCCUCUGUGUCAGUUAGUCCCUCUGCUGAGAUAGAGGAGGGCAGUUCAGUGACUCUGACCUGUAGCAGUGAUGCUAACCCAGCAGCUAACUACACCUGGUACAAGAGGAAUAUAAAUGCAGGCCUUCCUCCUCUCAGUGAUAAACCACAGCUUGUCUUCAGAUCCAUCCAGUCCUCUGACUCUGGACAGUACUACUGUACAGCUGAGAACAAGCUGCGAGGGAAGACAUCUAAAGACAUCUCUAUUGAUGUGAAAUAUGCUCCGAGGGUUCCUUCUGUGUCUGUGAGUCCCUCAGAUGAGAUAAAGGAAGGCAGUUUAGUGACUCUGACCUGUAGCAGUGAUGCUAACCCAGCAGCUAAAUACACCUGGUACAAAGGAAAGAGAAAUCCCGACCUUCCUCCUCUCAAUGAAGGACCACAGCUUGUCUUCAGCUCCAUCAGUUCCUCUGACUCUGGUCAGUAUUGCUGUACAGCUGAAAACAAGCUGGGGACGAAGGCAUCUAAAGACAUCUCUAUUGAUGUGAAUUAUGCUCCAAAGACUUCCUCUGUGUCAGCGAGUCCCUCUGCUGAGAUAGAGAUUGGCAAAUCAUUGCAGCUGACCUGUAAAGGUGGCGCUAAUCCAGCAGCUACACAUACCUGGUACAAGGACAACCACACACUGCCUUGGGGGUCAAAAGACAUUUAUCAACUUGCCUCUAUCACCUUAGAGGACAAAGGGAACUACCACUGCGAGUUGAAGAAUAAGUACGGCCAGCUCAACUCUACAUCAGUACACAUAGAUGUCCAAUAUGCUCCAAAGCUCCCCUCUGUGUCAGUGAGUCCCUCUGCUGAGAUAGAGGAGGGCAGUUCAGUGACUCUGACCUGUAGCAGUGAUGCUAACCCAGCAGCUAACUACACCUGGUACAAGAAGGAUGAAGACUCUCCAAGAGCUUCAGGACAGAUCUUCACCAUCACUGACUUCAGAGCUGAACACAGUGGGAGUUAUUCCUGUGAAGCCCAGAACAAGUUAGGACGUAGUAACUCCACCUUACAUCUGAUUGUUGUGGCAGGAGGUUCAAUGAAAACAGUCGCUGCUGGAUCAAUAACUGCUGUUAUUGUGUGUAUCAUAUUCCUCAUUGCCUUUCUGUUGAUUAGAAGAAAGAGGUCCUCGAAACCAACCACGGAAGCUGGAGAGAGACCAGACAACGACGCUCAGGUACGCAUUUAUGACAGCCCUUCAGCUGCAGUACAGAGUGCAACACCAGAGCAGGAGGCCGAGGUUUGCUAUGCCAGCGUGAGAUUCAUUAAAAACCAGGAAGAGGCUCUCUACUCCAACAUCAAGCCCGCUCAUCUCCGCAGACACAAGAAGGACGAGAAGGACAAGGAGGAUGAUGUUGACCACUCUACUGUCACAUCUAAAAGUCACAGUGCUACUGCAGAAUCAGAGCGUCAUGAGGCUGCGGAGGAUCCAUCUGCAUUGUACAGCGUAGUCAACAAAAAACCAAGAGUAUUGACAUAACAUCUGUGUUCUCUUAAACAGUGUUCAAACAGUUUAAACACACAUGUAUAAAUAUAAGGUCUGAGUUAUGACAUUCACUGCUAGAUUACUAGUAUCAUGUAGCUAACGUAUACAUGCUGAAGCUUGUAAUUUAUAAAUACCAAUACAGAAAACUAUUUUUAAGCUUGUCAAAGUAGCCUACAUUUCUCUGUGUACAAUAUAUAUUUACCAUAAUCUUUUUCUGCUCUGCUGUUCAGUUUAAUUGCCUUUUUAUUGUUUAACAUGUUGAUAAUUUUCAUUUUAUUAAUAUUUCACCUCUGCUUCAUUACUUAGGGUUAGGGUUAGGGUUAUCCAAAGGGUUAACCCUAACCCUUUGGAUUUGGAACCCCCACUCUAACUUUGUCCUAGGUAGUCUUAAUAUCAUCUAACCCUAACCCUGUUCACCUGUAGUUUGCGCACACAAAAGCAUUUUACUCUGGGCUCAGGUGAAAAACUAAAGAGGGGCUUCCACAUGUGGUACUCUGAUUUUCUAUUUGGAGGAUAAUUAAGACCUUGUAUUUGCAUGCUGACCAAGUACUUUCUCUGCUUCUGUCUUACUAUCUGAAUACAAUUACCCAUUUUUCCUGGCAAUGAGAAAUCCCUGCUUUUAAAAGUUCAAGUGUUUUAAAGUCUUUCAACUGUGCACAUAUUGUUUAUUCCCCAAGAUGAACACAAAAUAAAGAAGCAUAUA
Molecule: messenger RNA, 4084 nt
Organism: Trematomus bernacchii (emerald rockcod)
Lineage: Eukaryota; Metazoa; Chordata; Actinopteri; Perciformes; Nototheniidae
Product: B-cell receptor CD22-like
Exons: 15
Coding region: 124-3375 (1083 amino acids)
Source: RefSeq, a predicted model, not a curated record